AUGGCGACGCCAACAAGACAGAGGAGGCGGAAGGAAGGCGCCUACUACUUCUCUUCUGGCGAGCAGCAGGUGUCGGCACGGAGCGGCGGCUGGAUGGAGCGCCGCCAGCCGCCAGCGGCAGUCACCGACAAUGGCGGCGCGCAACAAUGGCGGGAACAAUGGCGGCGGCUGGGAGCGCGCCCACCUGCGCCACCAGCGCCAGAUUUACCUUCCGCGGGCGCCGCCACUCUGAUGGCCUCUUCCAACCCCUGUGGGACAGAUACGAAUUAUACUAAUGAUACAGUUGAUCAUGGUAUGGCCAAGAUGAAUAGUCCAGCGUUCUGGGGUCUAAUCAACCCUGAGUGGAGCCUCUGCAACAAGGGCCGGCGCCAGUCGCCCAUCAACCUGGAGCCUAACAAACUGCUCUUCGACCCAAACCUGCGCGUGCUGCACAUCGAUAAGCACAGGGUGGGCGGCAUGAUCAGCAACACGGGACACAGCGUCAUCUUCACGGUGGAGAACACGACGCGGCACCACGUCAACGUGUCUGGCGGCCCGCUCUCCUACAAGUACCAGUUCCACGAGAUACACGUGCACUACGGGCAGCAUGACGACUCGGGCUCCGAGCACAACAUCAACGGCUACGCCUUCCCCGCCGAGAUCCAGAUCUUCGGCUUCAACUCACAGCUGUACUCCAAUUUCUCGGAGGCCUUACACAAAGCCCAGGGCAUAGUAGCCAUCUCUCUGCUGCUCCAACUCGGAGAUUUGUCGAAUCCUGAGCUGAGGAUACUGACAGAUCAACUGGACAAAAUUAGACACGGAGGUCAGGAGGUAGAGGUGCGUCGACUGUCGAUCCGCGGCCUGCUGCCCGACACGGACUACUACAUGACGUACGACGGGUCCACGACGAUGCCCGCCUGCCACGAGACUGUCACGUGGAUCAUCCUCAACAAGCCCAUCUACAUCACCAAGCAGCAGCUGCACGGGCUCCGGCGGCUGAUGCAGGGGGACGGGCACCAGCCCAACGCGCCGCUGGGCAACAACUACCGGCCACCGCAGCCGCUCUUCCACAGGCCCGUGCGCACCAACAUCGACUUCAACUCCGGGAGGUACUGUCCAAGCAUGUAUCGUGAAGUGUAUUAUAAAGCAAACAGUUGGAAACAUCACUGAAUACUUAUGCGGCAGGAGUUUCAGUGGAUAACCAACUAAGAGACCACUGUGGUCCUUGUGUUGUAGUAAAUCGUUGAGCUCCUGACAGAGACAUCGUGUAAAUAGUUUGUACAUGGAAGCUUUUUAGGCUUUGGAAGGUAAGCUGCGAUUCCUUUAACACUGAUAACAUGUAUAAGUUCUGUAAGCAAAAUAUAUUAAAAGUGUUUGUUGCGGUAUACACUAAGUGUAACCAAAAAUUGAUUGUGGCGGUUGGAAGUGGAACUCUUUCCCAAAGUUAAGUUUAAUGGACUAUAAAAGUGACUGCAAGGAACAGUUGUCUUCUUAAGGUGUAGAAUAAACAAUCUGAGUCGGUGGUAAUAGAAUAUCUUGAAGAUAGGACAACAAACAUGAAGAAAUUUGCUUGAAAAUGCUUUCACAAAUGUUAAUGGAAUCGCUUACAGUGUUACAUGUGAUGUACAAUAAUAAGAAAAUACAUAUCACAAUAUUCUUCCGUGAUCUGGUCUUCAUGUACUGCUUUUGAAAAACGUUAUGUGUUUCUUAUGGUGGAAAAAAUAGAAAUCUGUAGGACGAGAUUUGUUCAACAAUCAUCAGCUCGUGUUUACAACACAAAAUAAUUAAUUUACGUUCAGUUCACAAGCGCAGAUAAAAUGAGUUACGUAUGGUUUACUUUGCCAUACUUGGCGGAUAACAACUGAUGUUACUCCCUUGUAAAAUUCUUAGCUUAGUUUCGAGUACAUUCAUUAUCGUAUGUAAUGUUAUUUUGCAUAGCAUAUUGUAUCAGUUACUGUGAACUCAGGUACAUAAGUGGGUAUUCGUAGGUAUAGUUUCGAAAAAAGAAGCAGCUGUUUGUCAGGAGACGCUGGUGUCUGUUGAGUUCUAGUAUGAUCAAAUAUCUUGAUAUGUCCUUGUCAUACGAGUUAAGCUUUAUUUUCUAUAUACUACGCAUUGCAACAAAACGAGGGCUGGCAUGUUUGUAUGUUUUUGUGUGGAAGCAUAUCAGAUCUGAAACUUAAAAUGUGAUUAAUUCAGAAGAAUUAUGUUUGUAACAUGCGAGUAUACAUUUAGGUGAGUGAGUUGAUUUGAGGUAAAUGUGUGAUGAGCCAGAGAACUGUUGUUUAAUUCUGUGUACUUCGUAGUGGAAAGCUGUAUGUCAAUCAGUUUUUUCGCUUGUCCUUCACGCUGGUUCUUCGAAGAAUCAUUCUCUAACAUGAAUGGCGCAUGUGAAUGAAUGCCGAAAUAUGUGACAUUCCGCUGGAGUAUAUGUAUAACUAGUGACAUGUAAAUCAUACAGUGCGGUUAAUUUUCCCAGCCGCAGAUGUGCCUGGAAUAUUUGCUAAUGUUGCAUCAGUAUAGUAGAAAAUGCUACUGUUAUUGUAAUGGAGACUACUAUAUAUAAACGCUUGUAAACUAAAGUCUGA
Schistocerca piceifrons (Central American locust) is the source of this 2567-nucleotide messenger RNA. RefSeq names its product carbonic anhydrase-related protein 10-like. Bases 1 to 1149 code for a protein of 382 amino acids. Gene Ontology annotation, molecular function: zinc ion binding; carbonate dehydratase activity. The transcript is spliced from 10 exons. NCBI's taxonomy places the organism in Eukaryota, Metazoa, Arthropoda, Insecta, Orthoptera, Acrididae. The record is from RefSeq and is a predicted model, not a curated record.